AUGGUAGUGGUGGGGCGGAAUCAGCUUGCACGGCCAAGGGAGAAACAAUACUCAUUCAGAAAACUUACCGUGCUGCCACGUGAUUCCAGCGAGACUCUCAGCCUUCCUUGUAGCCUCCCCUACCUUCCCAGCACAUUGCGAACUGUCACCACCGUUCCCAUGAAAUUGGGGCCGGUUGAGAGUAAGAGGAGGAAAAGUAUGGAUUGGAACGCGAUUCUGGGAGUUGGGGAUUGGGAUUCUGCUUCGGCCUUGGGGGGUUCAUUGUGGGGUUGGUUGAUUGGUUUGGAUUUGGGGAUUAGGUUGGAAGGUAGGCUUGUGGAACAGAAUUUUGGGAGCGAGAGAAUGGUAAUUUGGUUGAAUGCGAUCGGGUUUUUUAGCGCGCGGGUCCGCAUGGAGAGAGUUAGAAAAAUUGGACAUUAG
This is a messenger RNA of Sphenostylis stenocarpa, 420 nucleotides long. The record is from the annotation of a GenBank genome assembly. Lineage: Eukaryota; Viridiplantae; Streptophyta; Magnoliopsida; Fabales; Fabaceae.